AUGAAUGGUGAAAAAGCUUUUUCCUGGUUUGAUGAUUGGUUGGAGAUGGGGAAACUAUUCGACAUAACUGGAGCUACUGGGACUCGUUAUCUUGGAGUAAGAAGAGGAGCUCGGGUCUCUGAGGCGGUAUCACAGGGACAGUGGAAGGUUAGGGGUCAGCGGAGUAGACAUUUUCAGGCGUUACACGCAAAGAUUCAAGCUACACCUGUUAUGCAGGCUGAUCUCGGUGAAAAUGUGUAUAUGUGGUGCCACGCCAUGGACACAUACAAAGAGCAGUUCUCGGCAAGGGACACUUGGGAUCAAAUUCGAAGUAGGAAGGCACAAGUGGCUUGGUGUAGUAGUGUCUGGUUUCCACAGGGUGUGCCUCGCUACUCCUUCAUACUUUGGUUAGCUGUUCAAAACAUGUUAUCAACUGGAGACAGAAUGAGAAUGUGGGGCAUUAGGCAGGAUUGUGUCUUAUGUGGAGAGCGGGAUGAGACUAGAGAUCGCAUGUUUUUUGCUUGCCCUUACUCGUAUUCAGUUUGGGAUAGAGUCGCUAGUGUGCUCAUUGGACCAGGUAUCAAUCCAGAUUGGCAGGAUACACUCACUUUUAUUCAGGAUGGAGGACGUUGUCAACUGGACAGUAUUCUUCUACGGCUCGCUUUUAAGACAACAGUCUAUCAUGUCUGGAGGGAGCGCAAUGCUCGAAGGCAUCUCAGCGGUAAUCAGACUGUAGCACAACUCAUUAAGCUCAUUGACAAAGCGGUCAAGAACAGAAUAUCAUCUCUUUGA
Molecule: messenger RNA, 771 nt
Organism: Brassica oleracea var. oleracea
Lineage: Eukaryota; Viridiplantae; Streptophyta; Magnoliopsida; Brassicales; Brassicaceae
Exons: 1
Coding region: 1-771 (256 amino acids)
Source: RefSeq, a predicted model, not a curated record